ACUCAGCCUUCUUUCUCGGCGUGCGACGAACGUCGAGGGUUCGCAAGGCCAGAGGCGCGGAUUCCGGGGCCCUGUUGCGACGGCUCGCCGUCGCGCGACGCGGUUUUUGCCGCUCACUUUGUCGUCCUCAUCAGCAGCUACGGCCGCGCUGCCGAGUCUGUACAUUUUUUUUCCCCACAGCAAAACAAAGGAGUUACGCGACUUCGGUUCAGCGGCUGCUGCUGCUGUCGCUGCUGCCACCGACGCUGGGAAACACUAAGCGAAAGCGAUGACCGAAGGCGGUGCGUGGGAUGCAAUCUUUCUCAGGCUGCUCGUCUUCUGUUCCGCAAUCACUAGAGGGCUGUUGCAGGCCCAGACUCCAGCUCCUAGUGUCUCGCCACCAGUGGUGUCCGAUUCGGAGGUAUGCGCCCAAAGCUACCCCGGCCAGCAGGCUUACCCCAUGGGGAGGACAGCCCAGAUCACUGGAAAGUUGGGCCUAAACACCUUCGCAGCCAGCUUCGGCAACCCCAACCCGUGCCUGGUCCAAUGCCGGACGGCCUCGGGUAACGUCUGGACGGCGGCCAAGCCUUGGGGCACGCCCUGCAUCUUGCACGGAGAGCAGCGGUUCUGCGCGGCCAAUGCUUGCGUGCUGAGGAACGACUCGUACAUCGACUACUGCCGUCAGAACUUCCAGACGGGCAACGCAAUCAUUGCGCUAACUCCAUACAUGUGCACACUUGAGUGUAUCGACAUCACCACUGGAAUUGUCCUCAAGGUGAAGAUGACAGACGGCAGUGCGUGUCAAGCUAAUACUGGCCGGGGAUAUGAGCCGGGCUUCUGCUACAGCGGCGCAUGCACUAUCGCCAUAGUGCCCUACGUGCGACGGCUCUUCCCUAGUUACAACAGGCUCGGCCUGCUGUUCGGAUGACGUCACUGCCUCCGUGACCCAGUGUUUCUCUACGCGUGUCAACUGGAGCUGUUUUCGCCGUGGAUUAUGGUUGUCAGUGAGCAGAAAAAAAAAGAGAACAAGAUCGUGUCCUGCUACUGUUGUCUGCAACCUAGAUGCAACAUGCACAGUUGUGCGUUGAUCGUACCUCUCCUCCUGGUUGGGCCUAACACUGUGCGGCUUAGCAGAAUUGGUUACACUGGAUGUUUGGAGUGUCUGACUUCCUGAGCAAUCACCCAUUAGAUACUGCAGU
This is a messenger RNA of Rhipicephalus sanguineus (brown dog tick), 1178 nucleotides long. RefSeq lists its product as uncharacterized. Bases 269 to 907 code for a protein of 212 amino acids. The record is from RefSeq and is a predicted model, not a curated record. The transcript is spliced from 6 exons. NCBI's taxonomy places the organism in Eukaryota, Metazoa, Arthropoda, Arachnida, Ixodida, Ixodidae.